AUGUGGCUCUACCUGGUGGCACUUGUAAACCUGUGGAUGCUUUUGCGCUUGUUCAGGGAGAGGCAGGUGGUGAGCCAUCUCCAUGACAAGUAUGUCUUCAUCACAGGCUGUGGCUCAGGCUUUGGGAACCUGCUGGCCAGACAGCUGGACAGGAGAGGCAUGAGGGUGCUGGCUGCAUGUCGAAAGGAGGAAGGAGCCAAGCAGCUGAGGAGCAAGACAUCAGACAGGCUGGAGACAGUGAUCCUUGAUGUCACCAAGACAGAGAGUAUUGUGGCAGCCACUCAGUGGGUGAAGGAGCGUGUUGGGAACAGAGGACUAUGGGGCCUGGUCAACAAUGCUGGCAUCGCCACCCCUUCAGGUCCAAAUGAGUGGAUGAACAAACAGGACUUUGCAACUAUACUUGAUGUGAAUCUGUUGGGCAUGAUUGAGGUGACUCUGAGCAUGCUGCCCUUAGUGAGGAAGGCAAGGGGCCGCAUAGUCAAUGUCACCAGCAUCGGGGGUCGAGUGUCUCUUGGUGGAGGUGGUUACUGCAUCUCUAAGCAUGAAAUGGAGGCAUUCUCAGACUCUCUCAGGAGGGAGCUCUCUUAUUUUGGUGUGAAGGUGGCUAUUAUAGAACCUGGACUCUUCAAGACUUCUAUGAGUGAUAGUGCCAGACUAUCAUCAAACUUCCAGAUGCUGUGGGACCAGACCAGCUCAGAAAUCAGGGAGAUCUAUGGUGAUAAAUACUUGGCAUCCUGUCUGAAAAUGCUAAAUGAAUUGGACCAGAGGUGCAACAAGGACCUGUCUUUGGUGACAGACUGCAUGGAGCAUGCUCUGACUGCCUGUCAUCCUCGCACCCGAUACUCAGCUGGUUGGGAUGCCAAGCUCUUCUACCUCCCCUUGAGCUACCUGCCCACCUCUCUUGUGGAUGCCUUUUUCUACUGGACUUCUACAAAGCCUCAGAAUGCCCUGUGA
This is a messenger RNA of Arvicanthis niloticus (Nile rat), 954 nucleotides long. The record is from RefSeq and is a predicted model, not a curated record. Lineage: Eukaryota; Metazoa; Chordata; Mammalia; Rodentia; Muridae.